CGCAGCUGGAGGGCCAUGCGAGAGAAAGAGGCCAAGCUCCCCAAACUUCCUGCCCCACUUUCGCAGCAGCCGGCUGCCAAGAGCGGCUGCUGAGCGACCGGGAAGGACCCGCGAGCCGCCGGGCGGCCGCCACCUCCAGCUCCCGGGGGAGAAGCGGAGCGGCGUCUUCCCUGGCAGAGCGUGCGCGCAAUGAGCGAGCCUCGGGGAAAGGCGGCGGCGGCGGCUUCGCCCCAAGGCGGCUGCCGAUGCGCCGGGGGAGUUGGUAGGGGCCCCAUCAUCCUCUCGCUGCUUUUCUCGCUCCUCUCGGUGGGCGCCUGCUUCUUGCUCAGCGCCAAGACAUCCAAGCUGCAGGGCCAGCUGCUAGCCCUUGAGGGAGAACUGGCCAGCCGCGCUUGGAGCCCGGGAGACCAGCUUGACGCCGAGCCCUUGCUCGCCCUGCUGCAGCCUCAGGUGGACAAGGUUUUCCAGGAGAAACUUGGUGAAGGAUUAGCUAAACUUCGCACAGCAAGAGAGGCGCCAUCUGAAUGCCGGUGCCCACCAGGUCCACCAGGAAGACGAGGAAAGCCUGGACGACGAGGAGAACCAGGUCCCCCAGGGCAGUCGGGACGAGAUGGUUACCCGGGCCCUCUUGGUUUGGAUGGCAAGCCAGGGCCUCCAGGACCAAAAGGGGACAAGGGUGAGCAAGGGGACAUUGGCCCAAGGGGGGAUCAAGGUAAAGAUGGCGCUGCUGGCCCACCAGGUCCUCCUGGACAGCCAGGUGCAAGAGGGCCCCCUGGAGACACAGGAAAAGAUGGCCCAAGGGGACCCCCAGGCCUCCCUGGUGAGAAAGGAGAAAUUGGAGAAGCAGGUAUCAAGGGUGAUGCUGGAAUCCCAGGAGAAUCAGGAAUUCAAGGGCUAAAGGGAGAACAAGGAAGUGUUGGGCCAAAGGGAGAAAAGGGUACAGAUGGGCUUCCAGGGCCACCGGGAGAACAAGGAAGCAUUGGCCCAAAGGGAGAGAAAGGCACAGAUGGGAUUCCAGGACCACAGGGAAAACAAGGAAGUAUUGGCCCAAAGGGAGAGCAAGGUCUAGAUGGGCUUCCAGGGCCACAGGGAAAACAAGGAAGUAUUGGCCCAAAGGGGGAGAGAGGCAUAGAUGGGCUUCCAGGACCACGGGGAGAACAAGGAGGUAUUGGGCCAAAGGGGGAGAAAGGCCUAGAUGGGCUUCCAGGGCCACAAGGUGAACCUGGUGAAAGGGGAGCUGAUGGACACAUUGGGCCAAGGGGACCUCCAGGCCUGAAGGGAGAACAGGGUGAUACUGUAGUAAUUGACUAUGAUGGCAGAAUAUUGGAAGCUCUCAAGGCUGCAGGGAAACCCAAAUUGACGGGGCCACCAGGUCCUCAAGGGCCACCGGGCCCUCAAGGUUCCCCAGGACCAAAGGGGGAACUUGGGUUGCCUGGUCCACCUGGGGUUGAUGGUGAGAAGGGUCCUAAAGGAUUGAAAGGAGACCAAGGAAGCCCUGGGCCAAUAGGACAGAAAGGAGAGAUAGGAGAAGUUGGCAUGACUGGUUUACCAGGUCCUAAAGGAUUAAAAGGAGACCAAGGAAGCCCUGGGUUAAUGGGACAGAAAGGAGAAAUAGGAGAAAUGGGCUUGUCUGGUCCACCGGGGAUUGAUGGACCAAAAGGAGAAGCUGGUGCACCCUGUGAACCGGAUCUUGUGCAAGUCAUAGCCGAACCAGGACCUCCAGGUUUACCAGGCCAACCUGGCCCUCCAGGUCCUCAAGGCAUACAAGGACCUAAGGGUCCUCAAGGAGCUCAUGGGCAUAAGGGUUCAGAUGGUGCAAAAGGUACAAAAGGUGAAAGUGGCCACAAAGGUGAAAAAGGUGCCCCUGGGCCACAGGGUCCUGCUGGUAGCCAUGGACUUAUUGGUUUACCAGGCACCAAAGGAGAGAAGGGAAAGCCAGGGGAACCAGGAUUAGAUGGCUUCCCAGGUCUAAGAGGAGAAAAAGGAGAAAAAAGUGAAAGAGGAGAAAAGGGAGAAAGAGGACUGCCAGGCAGAAAAGGAGCAAAGGGGCAAAAAGGAGAACCGGGCCCACCUGGAUUGGAUCAGCCUUGUCCAGUGUUCAUUUUUAAAGGAGAGCCAGGUUUACCAGAACUGGAUGGUGUGAAUAUGCUCUGCCCUUUGGGACCAGAUGGAUUGCCAGUACCAGGGUGUUGGCACAAGACGCAGAUGCAAAAGGGGGAGAAAACAAAAAAGAAAAAAAAGAUGCAGCCUUAGAAAUGAGACAAACUGUGGCCUCUGGUUGAGCGCAGGAGGAACUUCCAGCCUGCGAAGAUCAUACAAGUGUAACCACACAUGCUGCUACAUGCCUCCAACCUGGUGAAAAUAUUUACGUUCUGGCAUGAUAUGACUGAUUCAACCGUCUGUGGAUGCUUCUCCCAAUGAAGAAACUUUACCUCGGGGCAGAGGGAGACCCUCAGUCAAGCUUUCUAUAAUCUGAGACUAAAGGUUGAAAGAUUCUCUUGCAGAACUCUCACAGUGGUGGAAUACUUGGGAAUGUCUCACUUGCCAAACAGCUUUUUCUAGCAAAGGGAACUGUAAUAUUCAUCUCUUUUUACAGAUUAGGGCAUAACACAAAUUCUGUUAAAACGUCUUUAAGCUAUGAGUUGACAACUGCUCUUUGCAAACUUGGAAGGGAUUCUUAUAUGAAGUAUAGUACUUCGUUCCCGGGAUGUGCCAGGCUUGCUACAUCAACACUUCAUAACUGGAUCCUCCUUUUUACUUUACUUCCCUACUGCUGUAGGAACAAUCAAAUUCAUACCUCAAAUAGUAGCAUUUUAAUUGGUUUCUAAGCAUAUCCCACAGUAACCUAUGAUAAAAUUAAUAGUUUACUAAGUAGCACUGGUGAUUCAAUUGGUUAUGGAAAGAGCUCUUCUACCUUCAGUUCUCUAGAGCAAAGGUGCAUUUUUUUUCCUAAUACACCCAUGUUACAGUGGUAGUUCCUUCAUCAAAAGAUGACAUCAUGCACACAUCCUUAAACACCCAUCAUACACAGUCCAAUUGUGACUGAUGCAUAAAGUGUGCAGCUGUUCUAUUAUCUCACAAAAAUGCAGCUAGUUCCAAUGGAUCAUAAUUAUGAGUGUGAACAAGGCAGGAUAGUCGCACUAAAACAUGGUCCUGAACAUGAGCCAUCAUUCGCCUUGCUAUAAUCAAGUUCCAUCUCACUCAUUCCAAGAACUUAAACACAUAUUCCUAAGCAGUCUCUGUUGAACAGCCUCAUUUGUAACAAGAUGGCAAUUUAAUUUCUCAUGGAAUUGCCCCAUUUUCAUCAAUGACUGGCCCUAUGUAAUGCUUUGUAUACUUGCAGAACAAAUCAGCUUCCCCAUUUUUGGCAUACACCCUCAUAGUUUACUGAUUGCUUCUAGCAGGGAUAAAACACCACAUGGUCUUCAAAUUCUGGUAUUUUGAUUAAAUGUGGAAGAGACAUAAUCUUAAUCGAUGUUCUGUUUACAAAAUACAAGUUUCUUGAGUUCCCAAGAAGUAGAUAUAGUAAUAAUGUUUUUAAAGCUGUAUUCAGGAAUGUUUAUGAAUGAGGAUUGGGAUGCCUUAGGAGAGGUUUGGUAUCUAGCAAUCAUAUCUAUCUGUUACAUUUUUAUUCUGCCUCUGAGGAGCUCUGCUGCAGAGCACAUUUCAUCUGCACAACAAUCUUAUGAAAUAAACUAAAUGAAUGUCCCAAAUCAGUAAGUAAGAUUCAUGGCCAAGCAAGAAUUUAAUACAGAUCUCUCAAGUCCUAGUUCAUUCUAACCCCCAUACCACACUGGCUCCUGUGACUGGAACUACUGCAGAACAGGCUUAAGAGUAUCUUACUUGUAUGAGAGUGAAAAGGACAGUUUAAUUGAAAGUAGAGUUGCUAACAUCUGGCUUCAGACUGAACCAGUGCUUUUAACAGCUUCAGGACAAGUAAUGGUUCAGCUGGCACAAGUUGCAUCAUUGCAAUAGGAAUAGCUAUAUAUCCUGAACCCUUCUCUGUCUCACAACUAUCAAAAACUGUCUUUGAAUUAGGAGCCAACAACACAGUUCAGGAGCUGCAAAACUGACUGAGCAAAGUUGACUUAACAGGUUAAUAUUGCAUGAUCAAUGGAAUAUUUGCACCCUUUGCCCAAGAUCUUUUAGCAAUUUUGUUAUGAAUAUUCACAUUUACAAAAACUAGUGAAUAUGUCAUGAUUUGAACAAAAACUAACAAGUUAGAAUUCCCCUCCCCACAGUGUGUUGGUGCUAAUUGGCUUCAUCCUACUUCUGUUUUACAACUUUUUUUCCCCAAGAGGUGGAUUUAAGCAUAUUCCAAAAUGCUGGUGUGUAUUACUGGCCAGCACUCAUUUCUGUAGGGAUGACGCGGUGCUUUCAUUGAGUGUAGGUCAAAGAGGGUUCUGAACUGCUGUCCUGUUACUCUAGCAAUAACAUAUACUAUUUUUAAUAUUAGUAGUGCUUGUUAAAGCCUUAUAGACGAACUGCUGUCAGUGCUUCAAAACAGUGUACAAGUCUUCAUGGCAGAAGAUGCAGACUACACCUUUUUUUGAGAUUAUAAAGUUAGCAUUGCUUCAUUUGUCAACAACUUGAGUUAUAUAUAAGAUAGCUUUAUUUUAUGACUUCUGAGGUGUAUGUGAUAUUAUUUUGCUUAAUAAUAUUAAACUGUUGUAUAAAUGAAGAUGGACAUCACUGAGUUCAAAAAGACAAGUUGAAAACAUUUUGUCAAGGGAAAUGCUGUUAACUUCCAGUACAAAAGAUCUACUUUCAAGGCUUCCAUGAAAGUCAUUGUGUAGGAGACUCUUUUACAGCCAUAGGAGGAACCAGAACUGUUAAAACUCGUUAGCCCACAGAUUGCAAAAACAACUUGUCCUCCUCUACAGCACAUUGCAUCCUCCAGUCUUCUAGCAAACUCCCUUUCUCCAGUCUGCAAUGUGAACAUGCUAUACUUAAUAUUAAAUGCCAUUCUGUCUGGGGCUAAUGGUGGUAUGAAGGCUCUGGAACAGAUUACAGGAUGGUUUACUGUGAGAUCCAUACACACAUUCACUGCAUGAAACAGGAAAUGUUAGGAACAUGGUUGUCCUUCACAAUGUUAGCUGGAGGGAAGCACAUGAUCUUGAAUUUUUGUGAUAGUUGUCACUAUGUAAUCCACAAACCGUUCUUUAAAUUUUUCUCAGUCUUCUCUUUAAAAAUUUUUGCCAAAUUCAUGAACAGCUUUUUUAACUUGGGAGAGUUUAAAGAAUAACUUGCUGGCUUUGCAAGGGCAGGUGCUGGAUGGGAAAACUCAAUCAUGUUUGUCUGGAUCGUCACUUAUGAAAUCUAGUCUCAUUUUACUCCCAUAUGGCCAAUAUAAUCUAAAGUGCUGUUUCUUUAGGAACAAAGCCAAACAUCUCUUCACUAGGAACAAUAUUUUUUUCCGUUAAGAGUACCAGUCGUAUCACCAGAAAAAUUAAUCCUGAAGAAAUUCAGAAGUACUUCAUUAUUACUAAAAUCUCCUUUACAAAGCAUUCUUUAAAUACAAACUCACUGUUGGCAAGAUAGUAAAGUUCUUGCAAGAGGAGUUCACACACUGUCUAAUUUAUUUGUAUGCUUAAACGCCUUAUUCCUUUUCAAGUUCUCAAAAAAACAUGGAUUCUCUGAUCCAUUUUAGUAAAGAGAUGACCUGCAUCAAAUUUCCUCACCUCUAGAUACCACUAAUGUGAGCAGAUUUAACAGUGCAAUCAGAGUCUGGAGUAACUCUUCUUAAGAUUGCACUGUAAAUGUGUUAUACUGUGACAUUGUUCUUAAUAGUGUAACUGCGUUUUUAUCAUCCCCUUUCUCCAAAGAGUGUAAAAACAAUUUAGAUAUUUUUUAAAAAAAUAAAACAGAAUGAUGCAUGGGGUGAUAUUCUUUUACUGCACUAAGCUUGAUUUGUGAACCACUUUCCUGACAUCCGUACACAAGACAUCACGUGACACAGGCUGUACAUCAGAGUGCAUUCACUCUUAAUACUCCUCAGCUGUGGUGCCCUGAGUGAGAUGCUACAAAACUCUAUAGGUGAGCUACUUUGAGCAUCUACCUGGAUGUGGACAGAAUGCAUUCGUUGCAUCGUUUAUUUUACCUUUCUGCAUUUGUUAUAGAUUUAUUUGAUUAAUUCAACUUAUACAUCACUUGGAAAUGUUGGUUAAAGCUACUGUACACAUUUGACUGUGCACUGAAGGAUACUAUAGACAAAAUAACCAAGCUUAGCCAUCUUUAAAUUGCUCGUCUUAGCAGCUGUCUAAAUGCAUCAUUUAAUGGUGUGGGGACUUGGAGGAAAUGCACUACGUUGUAGGUAACAGCAAUUAUGCUACUGUAUCACCAUGGAAUAACAGCAGAGCACAUUAUAAAGUGAUAAAUUCCAAAGAAGGUAUUUCUUUGUUUGUUUUUUUAAAAGCAUCUCCCUUAUCUUGUGGUCCCUUUAAGGCUAACAAAUGUAUAGGGGUAUGGUCUAGAACUCACUUCAUCCUGAAGUCAUGGUCUAGAACUCACUUCAUCCUGAAGUCUAGGCUCUAGACUCUGCCUACUGAUCCUAAAGAUGAUUUUUGGAAUGAACUUCCUCUGUUUAUUCCAGUCUCCCCUUUCUCAAAUUUUAGACUGGAAGCUCUUUAAGGCAGGAAUCUAUUUGUAUGUGGUCUGUAAAGUGCCACGCCCAAUGAUGGCAGUAUUGAAACAGUAAAAAAAACUUAUGCCACAAUAAAUUUGUUGAUAUCUAAGGCACCACAAGACUUUUCUGAUUUUUUUAAUUUAUUAUUUUCCCAACGGUCUCUUUAUACCUUUGAGAACACUGCUUACUUUCAAACAAUGAACAGUUUUGGUAUAUAAACUAUAUGCCUCCAACAGACUUCAUUUUACAACACUUCAAAUUGCUCUUAAUUUGGUUGGAAACCAAGAAUGGCCAACAAGGUAUCUUAAUUCAUCUUGAUUUCUCAUAACUCAGAUUUCAUGGCUUUAACUUUUAAAGAAAAUCUUCGAAUGAUCAGUUCGAUAGAACUAUGUUGCAGUAAUUAAAGCUGUAUUAUAUGGUUCUACUGGACAGCUAUAAUUUGGCAACAUUCAUUAUUCAGGAAAACAUAAUAGCCAACAUUGAUUGGUAGAUAUCAGAGUAUAGUGACUACAUUUACUUACACAGUAGUUUCUCAAAUCCUGAAUAAACACUACUCAGAAUACAUUCAUUUGGAAAAUUUUGGAAAAACAAGCAGUUAAAUAGUCUUGGGUUCAAAAUUAAUGGAACAUCUCAGUAAUUUAAGCAUUUGCUUUUUUUAAAAAACAUCCAACCUUGUUUAAAAUGGGAAUUAGUUUGUAUAGGAUGGUUGUUUCAUAAUCAUGCGAAAACACCAUCUGCAUUCAAUUCUAGCCUAAGUUACUGUACACUUUAGGUGGGUUGUAAAGCAGCUUGAAAAAUAUGUAAUUAUAAUCAGAACGUCUUACAAAUCUUUUAUCACCAUAGGUACCCACCAUCAUUGCAUGAAAACUGAACUUAUUCAAACAAUAUGCAGUGAAGUUUCGCUGAUUCUGCCUUGCAGAUAACACAAACAUUUGUACCAUAAUUCACCAGCCCUGGUCAACUACUAUAGUACAUUUCCCAGAAGGCCACCUGGAGAAGGCAGUGAAGAACAGUGGGUCAGUACCUUAAAACCCAUCCCUUCUGUAACCUGGUAGCAAGUUCUGUUAUCACGAAUACUGCUGCUGCUAUACCAUUUUCAUCUCUACUUUGGUAACUGAGUAGCCUGACAGCAUCCUUCAGGUGACGGUAUUUGGCUGAGGGCUUUCCAAUUACUAACUGCUAUUUCUGAACACAUUGUCAGGAUGUGGCAUAGUAAGUCAAGUGCCCAUUAAUUCAAGUGAAAUCCCUAAUCAAUACAAGAAGACCACUUGGAACUCUAUAUACUGUACUCCAUAACUGCAAUUAUCAAUAAAAAUAAACUUAUAUUUUAUAUUAAAUAAAGUUCUGGCUUAUUCAGGAAAUAUACAAAAAAAUGCAUGAAUACGGAGGUGGAAGAGGCUGAUAGUUUUAUUUAGCUGUGGUGGAGACUGAUCUUACAGAUUGCCCAUUCAGGUUUUCUUUUCAUGCAAAUAAUCCUAUUCACUGGAUAGUAUGUUGAGGUCUUUGCCUCUUAUGAAGAAUUUUUUGGAUGUAUUUAAAUGCUUUACUGAGAAACAUUUCUGAACUUUAUUAAAAUGUAUAGCUUUGCUUUAAAACAAAGUUAGAGGCGAAUAUUUUAUGCAAUGAAUAUGUUUAGCUGUUAAUGAUUACACCUUACUGUAAUAUUUUUAACACGUACAUGCCAGAACAAAUGUUAUAUUUAGUUGUAAUAUGAGGAAACAACUAUUUUUAAAAUGAAGGCAUUAAUACAGUAUUAUACAUUAGUAACUACAAAUACACUAACCGUUUUGUAAAUUUACAACAGUCACUGUGUUUCCAACCACUGCUUUGUGCUGUAAUCCAUAGUAAGAGUUGAUAUUUGGAUAUUUUUAAAAUAAACAUCUUCUUA
Molecule: messenger RNA, 8513 nt
Organism: Eublepharis macularius
Lineage: Eukaryota; Metazoa; Chordata; Lepidosauria; Squamata; Eublepharidae
Product: collagen alpha-1(XXIII) chain-like
Exons: 35
Coding region: 190-2253 (687 amino acids)
Source: RefSeq, a predicted model, not a curated record